CAGCACCUCUCGAGACUAGGACAGUCAGCGAGACUCCUUUGGUGUUAAACCAUUCUUCACACACCUGCAGACGUCGAGGGUUACCGUAGUCACUCUUAAAGACGCAAAGUCAUUCGCUUUUGUCUGACCUGAUGGCGUUGCCCCCGGAGCAGAUUCGCAUCAAGCGCCGCAGGGAAGAAGAGCCUGUGGAGACUCUGUAUAUUCAAUCUCAGACACGCGAGACAAAGAGACGUUUUACGGACUUUGUGUUUCAACGCGUUGUCCUAAAUCAAGAUGGAGUUUAUGUCCGUGACAUGUCAGGCCAUGCUGGCGCCCAAGAGGCAAUUAAAAGCACUGCGGAUUCUGAUAGCAUGAGAGCUGCUAUCAAUGGCCCGAGUGUGCCGGUCGUUAGGACCGGGGAGGAGUUGCGCAAGGUGGCUGAGGCUGCGAAACAGAAAGCUAGCACGAGAGGGAUGGCUGUUCCCGUAAAGCCACAUGCACGGUCAACUUCGAUGAAGCUUCCGCCACGGCCAUUGCCGUCGACGGUGACAAAAUCUUCAGUGAAUUCUACGGUGCGCAAGUUUCACAUAGCAGCGCCGGUGGCAGAUGACCUUGUGCUUCAUAAGGUUGGAGGGGGAGUGCAGAAAAAGAAAGGGCCAAGACAUGCUGUGGUCGUGGAACAAAAAGGCGAUAUUGUUAGGGGGCUAAGCGAACUCGCAGCACAGAUCGGCGACAUCGGAUCUACUACCGAUAUCAAGGCAGAAGACGUAAAAAGAGAAGUUGAAAUGGUAGACGCCCAAUCACCUACGAUUAGUCCAAGAAAACGUCGCGUCGUUAAUGAGGCUGAAAGGAGGUGGAAAGAGAAAGCCAAUGCACAUCGUUAUACUGAUCGUGAGACUUAUGAUCGGAAAGGGAAAACUGGCACUUCGAUUAAAGACGACCCAGCUACCUGGGAUUAUGACUCUGCUCAGCUUGCAGAGGAGCUGGAACACGCCACUCUGGAGCUGGCCUUUGGAGAGCCUAUCAAACCCGCUGCGACUCCCGAACAAUCUAAGCUUUAUCUGCCCGCAACCAAGCCCGUUCUCAAGUAUCGACCACGUGUCCCUAAGCAACAGCAAAACAAGCGCGAUGGUCGUGGACAUGGAUUAGGUCAAUUUGAUGGAGUAGACGAGUCUGGCGAAACCUCCUUGACCAUUAAUGAACCUUCUACCUUCGGAAUCGGACUAGAGGAUAUAUCCUCCAUGAAAAACGCCCUCGAAGAACAUGUGAUUCGAGCCAAAAACGAGAAAGAUGAUGAGUCUGAUUAUGUAUAUGACAUUUUCAUUCGACGCUCUCUUCAAGAGCUCGCUGAUGACCCAAAAUUUGCCCAAUUCCAAAACGGCGAUUGGUAUGUAGGAUAUGAAAACGUGCCGGCAGACAUUGGUGUCGUCGUUAUUUCAGACAAAGAUGUGCAUUACUGGGACGCGGUUGCUGAAGACGAUGAAGAAGAUAAAGAUUGGAAUACGGAGGAUGAAGAUUCGAAUGCCGAAGAUAACCCCGCGAACGAAUAUCCCGACGAAGACCUCGACCUUGAAGAUGAAUUCGACGAUGUGAACGCAGCGUAUAACAAAUAUCGCAAUUAUGGAUCCGAUUAUGAGCAAUUCGACAUAAAUGAUGAGGUUAAUGAAUAUGGGUUCAAACCGACGUCAUAUACUAGUUCCGGGGAGGCUUCGUCGGACGAUGAGGAGAGACUUGCAUGGAGAGAGUGA
Molecule: messenger RNA, 1727 nt
Organism: Coccidioides immitis RS
Lineage: Eukaryota; Fungi; Ascomycota; Eurotiomycetes; Onygenales; Onygenaceae
Exons: 3
Coding region: 132-1727 (531 amino acids)
Biological process (GO): protein import into nucleus
Cellular component (GO): cytoplasm
Source: RefSeq, a predicted model, not a curated record